AGAGAAAGAGAAGGCAAAGGAGCAAAGGCAAUAGAGAAGCAAAGCGAACAAGUCCAGCUCAACCAUCUAUGGCCAUGCAAGCACAGAAGAUGAGGUGUGCUUGGGGCAGGCUUUGCCUGCUUCUUUCCCUCCUCCAGCUGCCGGGCUCCCAGGCCAAGUGCUACUUCCAGGCUAAAGCUCCCUGUGAAUACGAAGGGAAACAGUUCUCCAUUGGGGAAUCGUGGCUGAGCACCAACUGCCUGCUCUGCACCUGCCUGCACCCCAUUGGCGUGGGCUGCUGUGAGACCACCCAGCACCCGAUCGACUUCCCUGACUGGUGCGAGGCCCACUACGACUCACAGACCUGCCAGAUCUCGGUAGUGCAGAAGGCCAACCCCAGCCUGCCGUGCGUGAAGAGCGUGGAGCACGAGUGGGGCUCGGCCAGCACCCCCGAGCCGCUGGUGAACAAGCUGCUGGGUGCGGGGCUCAGCAGAUAG
Messenger RNA from Zonotrichia leucophrys gambelii, 476 nucleotides. It is a transcript of the gene MSMP, whose product is annotated as microseminoprotein, prostate associated. The record is from RefSeq and is a predicted model, not a curated record. NCBI's taxonomy places the organism in Eukaryota, Metazoa, Chordata, Aves, Passeriformes, Passerellidae. The transcript is spliced from 3 exons. Bases 69 to 476 code for a protein of 135 amino acids. Gene Ontology annotation, cellular component: cytoplasm.